AUGCUUCAAAGAGGUUUCUUGUUGCGACCCAUCUCAUCAUCUUUACAAGUACAGCGUUCCAUCAAGAAAAUGUUGGGAUUAUCGGAUCAAGCUGUUCGGCAAUUCAGCACUCAUCAAAAUGGGUUCCAACUCUCUGCUGUUCCCUCCUCUUUACAAGAUGUUAUUUUUGAAUUACCAAAUGAAAAGCAUCCAAAUGUCGCCGUACUCUCAUUCAAUAGACAACAACAACGAAAUGCCUUGGGCGUAAAUAUGGUAAAUGAAUUGUUGUCUUGUUUGGAAUUUGUAAAAUUCAAUCAUACGGAGCAUCAAAUUCGUUGUUUGAUUAUUAACAGUGCUGUGAAGGGAACAUUUUGUGCAGGUGCAGAUUUGAAAGAGAGAUCACAAAUGACUCAACAACAAACAAGUCAAUUUGUGACCAAGCUUCGUAAUUUGAUGAAUGAUGUGGAAAAUUUACCAAUUCCAACAAUUGCAGCUAUCAAUGGAUACUGCUUGGGAGGAGGAAUGGAGCUGUCACUUGCAUGCGAUUUCAGAGUUGGUGUUCUGAAUAAGCAAGCAGAAAAUUUAUUGCCCUAUUAUGGAUUGGUUGAAACAUCUCUUGCCAUCAUUCCAGGAGCUGGAGGUACUGUUAGACUUCCAAGAUUAAUUGGUGUAAGCAAAGCUAAAGAAUUGAUUUACACUGCUAAAAAGAUUAACGUGAAAGAAGCUUUUGAAAAAUACGGAAUUUUAAAUGAUGUUCUCGUGGUGGAUCAAACUACAAGCGCCAAUGAGGAUUCAUUAUUGAUUGAUUACAUUGUUGAACAAUAUGGUAAACCAAUCUCUCAAAAUGGACCUAUUGCUGUCAAGAUGGCCAAACAAGCUAUUCAGCAAGGAAUUCAAUUGGAUGUUGCCAAUGCCAUGAAGACGGAAGAAUUGUGUUAUGCCCAAGUGAUUCCAACCAAGGAUAGAAUUGAAGGAUUGACAGCCUUUAAGGAAAAGCGUAAACCAAAUUACAAGGGUGAAUAA
This is a messenger RNA of Naegleria lovaniensis, 1002 nucleotides long. RefSeq lists its product as uncharacterized. Gene Ontology annotation, biological process: fatty acid beta-oxidation. The transcript has a single exon. Gene Ontology annotation, cellular component: mitochondrion. The record is from RefSeq and is a predicted model, not a curated record. NCBI's taxonomy places the organism in Eukaryota, Heterolobosea, Eutetramitea, Acrasida, Naegleriidae. Bases 1 to 1002 code for a protein of 333 amino acids. Gene Ontology annotation, molecular function: enoyl-CoA hydratase activity.